CGUGAUGACGUAACAUUCUGUUUUGACGUUUAGCGCCGCUGAGUUGUGAAAGACUUACAAGCGGAGCGAGGAACGUGCAGUCAUGGCUCUGAGGAGCGCUGUGUGUCGUGUCCUGAGGAACCCCCACAGAUGUGUCCUCGUCUCGGCCUCCAGAACACAAGGCACCGCGGCACCGGCCCAACACGAUGCGCAGAAGUCUGAACAGAAAUCUAAAACACCUAAAGUCCAGUUCAACUGGCAGGAUGCCCUGGACCUCGAGGGCCAGCUGACAGAGGAGGAGAUCAUGAUCAGGGAUUCCUUUCGGACCUACUGCCAGGAGAAGCUGAUGCCUCGCAUCCUGAUGGCAAACAGGAAUGAAGUGUUCCACAGAGAAAUAGUGUCUGAGAUGGGAGAGAUGGGAGUUCUGGGCCCAACUAUUAAAGGUUAUGGCUGUGCUGGGACGAGCUACGUGGCGUACGGCUUGAUCGCCAGAGAGGUCGAGAGGGUGGACAGUGGCUAUCGGUCCGUCAUGAGCGUGCAGUCCUCACUGGUCAUGCAUCCUAUUAAUGCCUAUGGCACAGAAGAGCAGAAACACAAAUAUCUGCCCAAGCUGGCUCGCGGAGAGAUUUUGGGCUGCUUCGGCCUGACGGAACCAAACCACGGUAGUGACCCCGGCGGCAUGGAAACAAGAGCCAAAUAUAAUCCGACCAGCCGCACCUACACCCUCACCGGCUCAAAGACCUGGAUCACCAACUCCCCGGUGGCAGACGUUGCGGUGGUCUGGGCUAAAUGUGACGAUGGGAAGGUGCGAGGCUUCAUCUUGGAGCGUGGCAUGAAGGGCUUUUCCACACCGAAGAUCGAAGGAAAGUUCUCUCUGAGAGCCUCGGCCACCGGGAUGAUCCUCUUAGAUGAUGUAGAGGUUCCUGAGGAGAACCUGCUGCCUAAAGCCUCCGGCCUGGGGGGUCCAUUUGGUUGCUUGAACAACGCUCGGUAUGGUAUUGCAUGGGGGGCCCUGGGUGCUGCAGAGUUCUGUUUCCACGCCGCUCGUCAGUACACGCUCGACAGAAUCCAGUUUGGCGUGCCUCUGGCCAGGAAUCAGCUGAUGCAGAAGAAGAUGGCCGACAUGCUGACAGAGAUCACCAUCGGCCUGCAGUCCUGUCUGCAGCUGGGCAGACUGAUAGACGAGAAAAAAGCGGCUCCAGAGAUGAUCUCCAUGCUGAAGAGGAACAGCUGUGGUAAAGCCUUGGAUGUCGCCAGGCAGGCCAGAGACAUGCUGGGAGGCAACGGCAUCGCAGACGAGUACCACGUCAUCCGCCACGUCAUGAACCUGGAGGCUGUCAACACAUACGAAGGUACUCAUGAUAUCCACGCUUUAAUCCUGGGCAGAGCCAUCACAGGACUGCAGUCCUUCACCGUCGACAAAUAGAUCCAAUCGUUUGCUGCAACAAACAACUCUGCCAGAUCGGUUUGGAAGAAAAAAGUGUUUUUGCUUUUUAUGGGUUUGCAAAAAAUUGAGUGCUUUAAUCAGAGAGAAAUACACAUUUUUAGAACUUUUAAGCUGAUGAAGAUUGUAAGAACCUCUGAAGUCAAGUUUUUUAAUUUAAAGAUGGUUAUUUUUCCACAAAUAGAAGCAGUUCUUGUAUUUCAUUGAAUGAUGUUUUAUCACGGCAGUGAACAAGUGUGGACAGUCUGGGGAAAACCUAAACAGUACCGUUGUUGCUGUAUUUGUAUUUAAAACUGUCAUUAUAAAUCCUGACUGUCCGUAGAGUGUUUGUAAUUGCAUGUGAAGCUUUUUGUGCUAAAUGUUAAUUAGUG
Nematolebias whitei (Rio pearlfish) is the source of this 1794-nucleotide messenger RNA. RefSeq names its product glutaryl-CoA dehydrogenase b (gene gcdhb). Lineage: Eukaryota; Metazoa; Chordata; Actinopteri; Cyprinodontiformes; Rivulidae. Gene Ontology annotation, molecular function: flavin adenine dinucleotide binding; glutaryl-CoA dehydrogenase activity; fatty-acyl-CoA binding. Gene Ontology annotation, cellular component: mitochondrial inner membrane. The transcript has 12 exons. Gene Ontology annotation, biological process: fatty-acyl-CoA biosynthetic process; fatty acid beta-oxidation using acyl-CoA dehydrogenase. The coding region runs from base 83 to 1405 and encodes 440 amino acids. The record is from RefSeq and is a predicted model, not a curated record.